Molecule: messenger RNA, 1383 nt
Organism: Chrysoperla carnea
Lineage: Eukaryota; Metazoa; Arthropoda; Insecta; Neuroptera; Chrysopidae
Product: facilitated trehalose transporter Tret1-like
Exons: 3
Coding region: 58-1383 (441 amino acids)
Biological process (GO): transmembrane transport
Cellular component (GO): membrane
Molecular function (GO): transmembrane transporter activity
Source: RefSeq, a predicted model, not a curated record
UUCAAGAGUGAAAUUAAAACGAUUUUCUUACAUAGAUGUUUCGAAUAUUAAAUUAAAAUGGAGAUAAGUUUAGAAACAAGGCGAUACUCAUCGCUCGAAACAGAAAUUAUAACACAAGAAGAACCAAAAUCAAACAGUGUCUUAAUAAUACCGAAUAAGUUUCCAUUAAAUCAAGAAAAAAAAAUUUCUUUGUUGAAACAAUUAUUCAAACUUCGCGUUCAACUUUGCAUUUCCUUAACAGCCUCAUUACUAUCAUGCAUCAGUGGUAUGCAUUUGGGAUGGAUUGGUCCUACCAUUUUAAAAUUGUCAUCAAAGGACUCAGAAGUACCACUUACAACAACCGACAUAUCAUGGCUGACAAUGAUGUUACCAUUGGGCGGUAUAAUAGGCCCCACAUUUGGUUCAAUAUUUUCAACAUAUUUUGGGCGUAAGCGAGCAAUAUUAAUAGGAACGAUACCAUCAAUAAUAGCAUGGACUCUAAUAUUUUUUGCUACAACAAAAUAUGAAUUAUAUGCUGCACAAUUAUUUAGCGGUUUAACAGUAGGUACUUCAUUUGUAGUAUUACCAACUUAUCUUGGUGAAAUUGCUUCACCAAAUAUUCGUGGCAUUUUAGCAACACUGAUUGGUUUACAAUAUUUUUUUGGAGUAGCUAUAGAAAGUAUUAUUGCACCUUAUGUUUCUUUAAAAGUAAACGCACUCACAGGUGCUGUGCUACCAAUAUUUUUGGUAAGUAUUUUUAUAUGGAUGCCAGAAUCACCAUAUUUUUAUGUAAUUAAAAGAAAAUGGGAAUCUGCUAAAAAGACAUUGAAGAUUUUAAAACAAGAUUCAAAUAUUGAUGAAGAGUUUGAUGGCAUAAAGUUAUUUAUUGAAGAGGAAAAACUUGAUGCUACCACAUUAAUUAGUUCAUUGCGUUUAAAAACUAAUCAAUUUGCAAUUGGAUUAGUUUUGGCAUCGAUGACAAUUCAAGAAUUUUCUGGUAUAAAUGUUACAAUUGCAUACGGUGAAAUGAUUUUAAAUAUCGAAAAUUCGCCAAUUAGUGCACAUGCUGGUGGCAUAAUUCUCAACCUCAUUGGUAUAUUCGCUUCAUUAAUUGGAUGUUUAAUGGUAGAUAAAUGGGGGCGUCGGUCCCUUGCACUAUUAUCGCCUUUUGGUGCAAUCGUUCCACUCAUAUUAAUUGGCUCAUAUUUUCAUAUGGAAUACGUAAAUUAUAAAUUUAAGAGUAUGGAAUAUUUACCGUUAAUUGGAUUAAUCUUACAUAAAAUUACAUUUAGCAUCGGAAUGGGUCCUCUACCAUUUGUUUAUUUGAGCGAAACUCUAUCUACAAACAUAAAAGGUUUUGCUUCGGUUGUAGCUUGCACAAAAUUAUACUUUAUACUAUCUUAA